Molecule: messenger RNA, 1233 nt
Organism: Theileria equi strain WA
Lineage: Eukaryota; Apicomplexa; Aconoidasida; Piroplasmida; Theileriidae
Exons: 1
Coding region: 1-1233 (410 amino acids)
Source: RefSeq, a predicted model, not a curated record
AUGAAAGCUAUCACAUUCUUCUUCACAGCUAUCACACUUGGACGUUUUAGUGAUUUAAAGACAUCAGAUAAUGUUCUCUCCGUUGAGAAUGAGAAAAAAGAUAAUUUUCCAAUCAUUCUGGACAUCUCAAAUCCUGACACUGACCCGAGAUGUGAGGUCAUUGAGUAUAUAAUUGACGGAAUUCAUGCGAGACUGUACCUGCCUGGGGGCUCAUAUGUCGAUAAUCUUUACUACAAGGAGCAUCUUCUUUGGGAAAGUGAUGUCUUCGAGUCCUUAUUUAUCUACGCCAUUGUCUAUCUGGAAAAUGGAGACCCAAAGUUACUUCACGUUGUCCAUUUGGAGGAUGUACGUGUUUGUGACCUUUAUAUGAAGAGGGCAGGGAGACGUUGGUCCAAUUGCAGAAGAAAUUACGACAAUGUGCUGAGGAAUAUAAGGAAUGAAAGCUCUGCAUGCGCCUCUGGGCCCACCCACACAAAACUCCCUGCGGAACAAAUCGACGUCAAUGCAGGGUCGAAUCAAAAGAUUCGUGCCUUCAGAAGAUUUUUAUACGGCGUAGAUACACUCAUCCAUAUGCCAGUAGAGGGUCACACUUGCACAAGAGUCGUCCAUGGUGACUUUGUGUUCUGGGAAACCAGUCCUGGUUACCGUUGCCUCUUCACUCUCACUCUAUUUUCUAGGGGUGAGCCCGUAUCUGUAUACUUAUUCCUAAAGGACGAAUGCGGAAGAUCUGAACAUCACUAUCACAAAAAAUAUGACAAGUGGAUCCAUGUAGAGUUGAGCAAAUCCGGCGUUCCACACAAACUCAUCAAACCCAUGGGAAGUUCUAAAGAAGGGCCAAUCGUUCAUCAUCAAAGUUCCAACGAGGAAGAUGUGUUGGACCUCUAUCAAACUUACCAUGAAUACAGUAGUCCCGCACUUGGAAAUGUCUCUCAUAGGGUUUUUCUACCAAUGAGGGACGUUUUCAAAAAGGUCAUGUACGGAGAAACAAUAAUCUGGAAUGCACAGAAUGAAGAAUGUAUUCUUGUGGAAACAUUCUAUAGAAGAGGAGUUUACAUCGUCAAGCUUGGAAUCGAUCAUUUGUCAAAGAGUAAACAUCUCUACUUUGAACGAAUUAAUGAUGAAUUCGCAAUGUACGAACUAGAGGAACUUUUGUCGAAAUACGAGUGGCUACAAGGUAAAGAUGCGACAGUUGAUGAACUGAAUGUCAAUACCAAAGACGACUGCCAAGUAUAG